This is a messenger RNA of Trichechus manatus latirostris (Florida manatee), 1206 nucleotides long. It is a transcript of the gene BDKRB2, whose product is annotated as bradykinin receptor B2. Gene Ontology annotation, molecular function: bradykinin receptor activity; C-C chemokine receptor activity; C-C chemokine binding. Gene Ontology annotation, cellular component: membrane; external side of plasma membrane. The coding region runs from base 19 to 1206 and encodes 395 amino acids. NCBI's taxonomy places the organism in Eukaryota, Metazoa, Chordata, Mammalia, Sirenia, Trichechidae. The record is from RefSeq and is a predicted model, not a curated record. Gene Ontology annotation, biological process: positive regulation of cytosolic calcium ion concentration; vasoconstriction; calcium-mediated signaling. The transcript is spliced from 2 exons.
UCUGCCUGGAAGAGACCCAUGUUCCUGUUCUUUCAUGAGGACUCGGAGCCCACCACGGCCCCCUUUAGUGCCGAGAUGCUCAACAUCACCUCUCAAGUCCUCGAGCCUGCUCUUAACAUGACCCUUCCCCAGAGCCCAGACUGCCCCUCCAUAGAGUGGUGGAACUGGCUCAACACCAUCCAGGCCCCCUUCCUCUGGGUCAUCUUCAUACUGGCCGUGCUCGAGAACAUCUUUGUCCUCAGCGUCUUCUGCCUGCAUAAGAGCAACUGCACAGUGGCGGAGAUCUACCUGGGCAACCUGGCGGUGGCAGACCUGAUCCUGGCCUGCGGGCUGCCCUUCUGGGCCAUCACUGUGGCCAACAACUUCAACUGGCUCUUUGGGGAGGUCCUUUGCCGCGUGGUGAACACAGUGAGCUACAUGAAUUUGUACAGCAGCAUCUGUUUCCUGAUGCUGGUGAGCAUUGACCGCUACCUGGCCCUAGUAAAAACCAUGUCCAUGGGCCGUAUGCGUGGGGUGCACUGGGCUAAACUCUACAGCUUGGUGGUAUGGGGGUGCGCCCUUCUGCUGAGCUCACCCAUGCUGGUGUUCCGAACCAUGGAGGAGUAUAAUGAUGAGGGCCACAAUGUCACCGCCUGCAUCAUCAGCUACCCGUCCACCACCUGGCAGGUGUUCACCAAUGUCCUCCUGAACUUCGUGGGCUUCCUGCUGCCCCUGAUCAUCAUCACCUUCUGCACAGUGCGGAUCAUACAGGUGCUGUGCAACAACGAGAUGCAGAAGUUCAAGGAGAUCCAGACAGAGAGGAAGGCCACGUUGCUGGUCCUGGCCGUGCUGCUGCUGUUUGUCAUCUGCUGGCUGCCCUUCCAGAUCAGCACCUUCCUUGACACCCUCCUCCGCCUCGACAUCUUAACCAGCUGCUGGAAUGACGUCUUCACGCAGAUCAGCUCCUACGUGGCCUACAUCAACAGCUGCCUCAACCCACUGGUGUAUGUGAUGGUGGGCAAGCGCUUCCGGAAGAAGUCAUGGGAGGUGUACCGGAGAGUGUGCCAGAAAGUGGGCUGUGAGCCAGAGCCCAUCCAGACAGAGACCUCAAUGGGUACGCUGCGGACUUCCAUCUCGGUGGAACGCCAGUCACAAAUUGCCCGAGUGGGUGGGGAGCAGCCAGAGAUCAAUGCCACCCGGGCUGCUGCUAAUUUCUCUGAGGAUUGA